AUGUCUCUUCAUUUAUAUGAUAAUAACUUCCAAGGCUUCUUUCCAACGUCAAUUUUUCAGCAAGUCAAUCUUUCUGAUUUGAAUCUUUUCUCAAAUAAUAUGAGUGGUGUCGUGCAAUUAGACCAAUUUUUAAAACUGAAAAAGCUCAAAUAUCUUAAUCUUUCUAAUAAUAGUUUUUCAUUUGUAUCUAAUAAUUAUAAUAAUGAUACUUUUCCCAAUACUCUUUCUUUCUUGUAUUUGUCUUCAUGUGGUAUAAGUGAGUUCCCCUACUUCCUAAGAAGCUUGCAAAAUUUAGAAUUCUUGGAUCUCUCCAACAAUCAAAUUGAAGGCAGUGUUCCCCAAUGGUUAUGGAAUGUGGGUAAGGAUUCAUUGGAUUACCUAGAUAUUUCUCACAACUCUUUGACACAAAUAGAUCAGAUUCCAUGGAAGACUCUACGAUACAUUAAUCUCGCCUUCAACCGACUUCAAGGUCAUCUUCCAAUCCUACCACCUACUACAAAUUUUAUUUCAAUCUCAAACAAUUCAUUUGUUGGGGAAAUAUCACCAUCCAUUUGCAAUAUCACUUUGCUCCAACUCCUUGAUUUGUCCAAUAACAAAUUGAGUGGGAACAUUCCUCCAUGCCUAGGAAAUUCAAGCCAUCUCCAAGUGCUAGAUUUGACGAAGAAUAAGUUUGAUGGAAUCAUUCCUCCAGCUUUUGCCAAGGAAAACAGGCUAAGGGUUUUGAAUGUUAAUGAAAAUCAAUUGGAAGGAUCAUUGCCAAAAUCAUUGGUCAACUGUAAGGAGUUGGAACUUUUAGAUAUUGGAAACAACAACAUAAAUGGAUCAUUUCCCAGGUGGUUGGAAUCUCUUCCAAAGCUUCAAGUUCUUAUCUUGAGAUCUAAUAGAUUUCAAGGUCCAAUAGGCAAUCCCAAGGUCAGACAUCCCUUUCAAAAUUUGAGAAUCGUGGAUUUUAGUGGCAAUCAAUUCACUGGCCAUUUGCCACAUAAAUAUUUUAAUAAUUUUGUGGGAAUGAUGGAUGCUUAUUCUGAUGGGUUGAACUACAUGGAGGCAUUUCACAAUUUGAUGAGCUAUUAUGAUAUCAGUUCAUUGACAAUAAAAGGAAAUUAUGUUGAGUUACCAAAAAUCCAAUCUAUGAUUAUAACCAUUGACUUCUCAAGAAACAACUUCACAGGAGAGAUUCCAAAGGUGAUUGGUAAGCUCAACUCACUCAAAGGCCUCAAUUUUUCUCAUAACAAGCUUGUUGGUAAUAUCCCUUCAUCAUUGGGAAAUUUGAGCAAUCUGGAAGGGUUAGAUCUCUCCUCCAACGAGCUUGAUGGAAUGAUUCCAACACAAUUGGCUACAAAUCUGAAUCAACUCGGAUUUUUAAAUCUUUCGGUGAACAAAUUGGAGGGACCAAUUCCUCAUGGCCCACAAUUCGAUACAUUCAAAGAAGAUUCAUAUAGUGGGAAUUCGGGCUUAUGUGGAUUUCCACUUAAAUCAUGCAACGAGGACAAAACAUCAUCACCAACCUCUCAACAAGAAGAGGAGGAGGACCAUGCGAGAUUAUUUGAUUGGAAAAUUGUGUUGAUGGGAUAUGCAAGUGGAAUGGUUAUUGGAAUUUCAUUGGGAUACAUACUCCUUUCCGAUAAAAUCAUUGAUGGUUUGGUCGAAACUGUGAACGGAGAACAAUGGCAUCAUUUGGUGAAAAGAUCAAAGCGGAAUGCUCGUCAAAAUCGUAGAAUUGGAAGAAGACAUUAGUUUACAUAUUUUUGUAUUUUGUUGAAAUGUCUGUAAUAACUUUUGUGUGUAUUCUUAAUUAAUAAAGGGAUAAUUGCGGCAAAAGUCCCCAAAAAUUUAGAGUUGAUGCAGAUUAAUCCUCAACCUCAAAAAUUGGCGGUAAUAGUCCUCAAGGUGAGAUUUUUUGUUA
Messenger RNA from Cannabis sativa, 1906 nucleotides. RefSeq names its product receptor like protein 22-like. The record is from RefSeq and is a predicted model, not a curated record. The coding region runs from base 1 to 1737 and encodes 578 amino acids. The transcript has a single exon. Lineage: Eukaryota; Viridiplantae; Streptophyta; Magnoliopsida; Rosales; Cannabaceae. Gene Ontology annotation, molecular function: protein binding.